Molecule: messenger RNA, 5816 nt
Organism: Argiope bruennichi
Lineage: Eukaryota; Metazoa; Arthropoda; Arachnida; Araneae; Araneidae
Product: apoptosis-resistant E3 ubiquitin protein ligase 1-like
Exons: 20
Coding region: 76-2979 (967 amino acids)
Biological process (GO): proteasome-mediated ubiquitin-dependent protein catabolic process; negative regulation of apoptotic process; protein polyubiquitination
Molecular function (GO): ubiquitin-protein transferase activity
Source: RefSeq, a predicted model, not a curated record
UAAACAUUUGUAAAGAUAUAUUAAAUAGACAUCUAUGAUUUCAACUUAAAAAAAUGUUUUAAUGCAGGAAAGUUGAUGAAGGUGUUUUAUUUUAUGCUGCUUGAUGUAAAAUACAAACUUAUGGCAAACCAAUAUUAUACUUCAAUAUCCUUUGGGGUUUUCAUUGCUGCUCUGCUAUUGCUAUAUCAGUUAUCAUCGGAUGUUUCAGUAGAUCAAGAAAAAGAGUUGAAAAAAACAUUGAUUCAGUAUGAUUUGAUGAAAUACAAACCUUAUCUUGAUUCGAGUGGUUGCAAUUCAGUUAUAACUCUGGUCAAUGUAUGGAGUGAUCAUGACAAUUUUUUAAAAAAAUAUCCAAAUAUUGAUGUUGCUGCAGAUAUUUACAAAACAGUAAACAAAAUCAAGCAUGAUCUUAUUUUUCAUCAUUGGCUAAGAAAGAAAGAUCUUCUUGAUUCGCAAAAAAUAUUUUUUAACAAUGGCGUUGAUAGCUUAUUAAAAGCAUAUAUAGCUGAUCCUUUCCAAUUCAAUUCCCUUUUAAGCACCAAACAGUGGAAUUUAUGGAUAAGAGCCAAAGAAUCACUUUCAGGUACAGAGUUGGAUAAAGUUAUUGAAAUUCUAUGGUCAGAACUAGAAGAAGAAGCUAAGCAGCCAUGGACUACAGCUGGCAUAUUUAUCUUGUCACUCAGCGUAGCUCUAUUCACUGGCAUGGUACUAACCAUGUCCCAGCCUAGAUUGGAAGCUAAUUAUGGAAAUCAAAAGCUGGGCUUUCUCUCCUAUGUUACUGGAAAAUACUUAUCUCCGUUAAAAUGUAAAGUAGUGUUUGACUGGACUGAGCCUCAGGUUGUGGGGAAUACUAUGAGCUUUACUGUAAUGUUUUUCCAGAGAAAUGGUCAAGCAUAUCCAAUUUGCAAUGAAGACAAUGUCUUAAUCGAAAUUACUCAGGGAGCUUACAAAAUUGCUUGUAGUGUGGAACUUGGAGGUUGUCAGAUAUCUGAUGCUAAUACAGCUAGGGUACAAUUCACUGUACGGAGGGCUGGAGAAUAUCGUAUUUGUGUGCUUGUUGGAAUGACCCACAUCCAAGGAAGUCCAUUUAUAAAGAUCUUUAUACCUGGUCCUCCUGAUCCUAUGAAAACAUCCUUUAUACAUCAUAGUUCAACUGUUGUUGGUAGUGAAGAUAUACCUACACAGCUUUUUAUCGAACCUAGAGAUAAAUAUGGUAAUUUAUGUACUGUUGAUAAAGACUGUGAUCCAGCUUCAGAAUACAGUGUCGAUAUUAUAGAGGUAAAUUCAGGCCGACCCAUACCAGAUUCAUUCCGAUGGGAAUGCUAUUCAUUAAUAUCACGUUUAGUACUUGUAUUGAAAUUUCCUAGAGAAGGUUGUUACCGUGCAACUGUUUCAUACAAGGGGCAAACAAUACAGAAUGGAGAUUUCCAUGUUAUCAUAUUAAAUCAAGAAGAGUCAUUUAUGGUGCAGAAAAAUGUUGCUAAGAAGAACAAAUGCUAUGAAGUCAAAUUAUUAGCUUUAAAUGGAGAAAGAUAUCAGAAGCCUAAGAAAGUGUAUUGCUACAUAUCACCAAAGCAACUUACAUUGAAAGAAUACAUGUGGAAAUUUUUUCCUAAACACAUCAUCACUUUUCGGUUAUGUCCAUCUACGAAGUUUAAAUUUCAAAGUAAAAGAAAUAUUUUACAAGGAGAUCCUAUUCUUGUUAUUGACGAUGGUUGCCAGCAAGAAGUUGAGCUUAUUAGUCAAGAUAGAAACAUCAUUGCAGCAACUUUCACACAGUUCUUACUGAAAAAUAUAGGUGGAUCAGAAACAUUUAAAGAUAAGCAAGACUUUUUUCAACAUGAAGUUAGAAAAUUUCACCAGAAGCAUUUUCAUGAUAAAAUUUUAAUUAAAGUGAACAGAGAAAAUCUUCUAGAAUCGUCUUUUAAAGAAACCAAAGGUUUCAAUGUCAGUGACUGGUGCAAGAAUUUUGAAAUAACUUUUACUGGAGAAGAAGGUAUUGACUGGGGUGGCUUGAGGAGAGAAUGGUUUGAAUUAGUUUGCUCAGCUUUAUUUGACCCUGAAAAUUUACUCUUUCAUUCUUUUAAAUCAGACAAACAAGGUCUUGUACACCCUUGUCCUUCUUACAAAAGACCUUCUCAUUUAAAGCUAAAGUAUUAUGAAUUUGCUGGAAAAGUUGUUGGUAAAUCUCUAUAUGAGUCUUCACUAGGAAGUUCAUAUCGCCAGUUAGUGAAAGCCAAAUUUUCAAGAUCAUUUCUGGCUCAACUUAUUGGUUUAAGUGUGCAUUAUAAGUACUUCGAACAUGAUGAUCCUGAACUCUAUGUCAGUAAAGUUAAAUACAUUUUGGAAAAUGAUGUUGAAAGCAUGUCAUUUGGAAUAUGUUUUACAGAAGAAGUUUAUGAUGCAUCUGGACAACUUUUAGAAGAAGUUGAGUUAAUUCCUAAUGGAUCGACAAUACCCGUCACCAAUGCGAACAAAAUUCAAUAUCUAAAUGCCCUAGCUCAAUACAGACUUACUACAAGUGUCAAAUCAGAAAUUGAACAUUUUCUUAAAGGGUUGACUGAAAUAAUCCCAGAUAACCUAUUGUGCAUCUUUGAUGAAAAUGAAUUAGAGUUGCUUAUGUGUGGCACUGGAUCAUAUUGCAUCGCUGAUUUCAAAGCGAAUCAUGCUUUGAGUGGAGCUACAUAUGAGUUCAGAAAGGUUUUAGAAUGGUUUUGGAUUGCAGUGUCUAAUUUUACUGAAGAAGAAAUGGCAAGAUUACUUCAGUUCACAACAGGCUGUUCUCAAUUGCCUCCUGGUGGAUUUGCAGAAUUAAAUCCAAAAUUUCACAUUUCUGCUGCACAAACUUUUGGGAAUUUGCCUACAGCACAUACUUGUUUCAAUCAGUUGUGUUUACCUGAUUAUGAUUCGUAUGAGCAGUUUGAAAAAGCUUUAAGACUGGCAAUCAGUGAAGGUUCUGAAGGUUUUGGUAUGGUUUGAAAAAAAUGCAUCUUGAUUACAAAAUGAGAUGUUUUUUGUUUGUUUGUUUUUAAAUGUAUUGUCAUAUGUACCAGAAAACUUGUGCUCUAGAUUAUUAAAUGUGAGCUAUGUGUGAUUAGUUACUCUUCCAUCUUUCAAACAAAAUUUAUUUUUUUAUUCAUACAUAGUUUUUUUAAACUUUUUAAAUAGUUGCUUAUUUUCCUUUUUAUUUUUGGUGAUCAAAUUACUUCUUAUUUCACACUGUAAUAAAUAGUGAUUAAUUGGUUUUACCUUUGAUGUAGGUACAUAGUCGGUAUAUAGGCUAUAGAUAUUGCAUGGUAGUUUUCUGGUGCAGUGUGCAUUUUUAGCUGAUAUGAGUAAUUAUUAAUACAGGGUGUUCAGGUUAAAAGUAUCCGGAAGUUAUGGCACUGUUACAGAAUUGUCCAUUAGAAUUUUAAAAAAUUAUUUAAAUAAAAAGAAUAUCUCAGCAAGUUUUAAUAUCCAUAGAUUUUGAUAUGUGCACAUUUUGUAGCACAACAAAUAUUUAAACGGUUAUCCAGUUUUCUGCAAGUGUUUCGUAUUAUAUCAGGAGAUGCUUGAAUGUUGCUCUUUUUCAAUUUAUCCACAAUUUUAAAUCUUUGUUUAUACACAAUGUAUUUAAUGAUUGCUCCAACAACAAAAAAUAAUUAAGGAACUGAAAUCCAGAUAGAUACCAUGGCAGCCUGGCAACUGAACCUCCCUUUCCAAUCAAACAGGUUGGAAAUGCAUAUUCAAAAAUGCAAUAACAUAAAUGAGGUGGAAUGCUAUCCUGUUGGAACAGGUAACCCAAUGGUAUUUAUGGAACAGCAGAGUUUUCAAGCAUAACAAGAUAAAUGAAUUCCUGUAACAAUGCCCUCUACAACAAAAAAUAAAUCAAUGAUCCAUCUAUAUGCAUUCUUAAUCACACACUGACUUCAGAUUUACCCAUUUCUCUGUUCGAGCAGUUGAUGAAGGUUUUUAUUUGCAUGUGUGGCUGAGCAGCCAAGUCCUAAAAAGUCUUGGAGGGCUUUACAGUCCAUGAAGGAGCAGUCUAUUAUAUUCCAGAGGGUAGUUCUGUAAUAAUAAGCUAUAACUUUUGGAUACUUUUAACCUGGAUGCUCGGUAUAUUGUUGCAUUGUAAAUGAUAAUGCUGAAAUGUUCUGUUUAGGGGCCAUAUAAAUCUGUAAAUGAAUGUUGAUGUGAAAACUGCAUUUUGUGUGUAUGUGUGUUUCUAAAUGCUUUUUGUCUCUGAUUGAAUGAUCUCAGGUGUUGAACUAAGUUUAGAAUCAUUUGUAGUUGUUUAUGUGUAUAAAAAAUUAUUCUGUUAUUUCAAAGUAAUUAGACUCUAGUCAUUAUUUUCUGCUUUUAUUAUAAUAUUUCUGCUCUGAUAUUUUUAUUGUAUUAAAAAUAUAUUUCAAUUUAAUUGUACUUAUAUCAUAAGAUGAAAUAUUUGUACUUAUAUUAUUUAUGACAGCAAUAUAGGGAUUUUUUUUUUUCACUAAAUAAAAAUUUGAAAUUGGACAUGCUUUAGAGCAUUGCCAAUUUGAUUUUCUAUCAGAUACUCUUAAUGAAAACUGUUUAUAAAUACAAAUUUUUGUCAUCAUUAUGAAAACAUUUAUUUAAGACAGAAAAUGCAUUCUAUUGCUGCUCUCUAUUUUAUAAUGUCAUAUAUAUAUAAUAUAUAUACACACACAUAAGAUAUUCAGUAUAAUCAUGUUCCAAAUGAUAGUUUCUAACUGUUAGGCAUAUACUUUGAUUUGGAAAAAUGCUUCUGUAUUUUACAUACUCAAAAAAAUAUCAUAAAAUCUACAUUCUCCCCAGAUAUUAAUUUAAUGAUUUUUUUUUUAUUUAUUUUUUUUUUACAUAGUAACAUUUUAAACAAAAAGAAAAUGUAUUCCACUCUUCUGAAGAAAUUCAAAUUAUGAAGCUUUAAUUUCAUAAUUUUAGACUAAUUAAUAUCUUCCUUGAUGACUUCUACUUCUUGAAGUACUUGAGGCAACUGUUGAUUGAUAAACUUUCUCAGGGUAGCCAUAGAAAUGAUUUAAAAUAAUGAUAUUCAAAGCUUCUGAUCUCAACUAGUUUUAAUCACCGAACAGUGACACUUUUUUUUUUCAUCUAAAGUACUAUUAUACAAAGAAUAUUUAAUAAAGGUGAUUAAUAGGAGGAGAAGAAGAUGAUAUAAAAAUUUAGAUAUACUGUAAUUUUUCUGAAAUUUAUAUAUUGACUCACAAUAACAUAAAAUAUAAUUCUUUAAUUCAUUUAGAAAGUUUUUUUAACUGAAAUACUUGCCUAUCUCUUACAGUUUAGAAACUAACUAUUGGACCACACUUAGAGUGGACAUCUUGUAAAUACUAAACAAAAUUAUUAUAAAACUGUUUCAAUAAUUAAGAAAAGAAAAACAAGAUAAGAUAUCAUUCCUAUUUUCGUUGUUUCCUCAUUGCUAAUUAUGAAUUAAGAACCAUUUAUUAGCUGUGUAAUAAAUAGUCAUGUAUAACUGGCCUAAAAAUUUAAAUAAUUAGAAAAUUGGAAAAGGCAUAUUUGGAAAUAAUGUGAUUCAGUAUAUAACUAAGAAUUCAAUACUAACUGAGCAUUUAGUACUGUGAUACUUGGACUUGUGAAUUAUCUUUUACCCUGUUAUUAAAUAACAUAUAUUCAGAUAUUCUAUGCAGAAAAUUGUAAUAAGUUGUUCUUACUUGAUAAUUUUGGAUUUAAAAGAUAAUUUCUUGCAGAUGAUAUUACAUUAAAAAAGGAUUUAUGACUAAUAUUAUUAGAAAUUUAUAUGAAAAGAAAUUAGAAAAUAAAUAUAAAGUAUUAUUAUUAAAAAUAGAUGUAAAAAGGUU